AUGGCAGACCAAGCUCCUGCAGAGUCCGUCGCGGCGCAAGCACCUCCCGGGGUCUCUCAGUCGACGCCAGGAACACAGCAAACCGCAUCGCUCGACCAAAUUCAGAGUAUGUUGAAGGCCAAAGAUGAUACUUCUAGAUUCGUUGGCUUAGCUCUGUUGAAAAGUGUACUCGACAACUCGGAGGAGCUGCGCAACGAUGCAGACACCGUCUCAGGCCUCUGGGAAUCCAUCUCCCCCAAGUUCUUGGACCGGCUGCUGAAGACAGGGUCAUCCACGCAAUCUAGUCCAAAGGACGCGAAAAACAUGCUGGAUCUUUCAGUAUCAGUCGUCCAUACUUUUGCCUUGCUUCUACCAGAUCAAGCGAAAAGAGACAAGAGACUUGUUGGAAGAAUGCCUCUUUUGGUGUCUAGUUUGCUGCGAAGCUCUAGGGAAACUUCUGAAAUGAGUAUUCAGACCCUACUCACCUUGGCCGCCUUUCCUGAAGGGGCAAAGGUGUUCUUCGAUAUUGACGACGUAACUCCUCUAGUUGAGGUUGCCCCGAACAACCCAUCUGCUCUCGAAAUCUUUUCUUUUGCCUGGAUCAACUGCAUGGACAUCGCAGAAGACAGACUGGUGCUGAAGUCCAAGAUAGACGAAACCAUCCAAGCCUUGGUAUCGACAUUCAAUGGAACGGAUGGUGUUACUCUGCUCGAGUUCAUAGGCAAAUUUCUGCGGAACUCGGAUCCCAAGGCCCUACCCUUGAACCCAAAGUGGAUCAAGUCAUCCAUCGACUUCAUCAAGAGACUUCUUACUAGUCGGCCUACACCAGAGGCAAGAAAUUCCUACACCAUUGCAGCUGCAUCCUUGCUCGAGGUGUACCCUUCAGAAACAUCAAAACUCUUGUUCACCAGCGAUGAAAAGGAUGAUAAGCCAUUCUCGUACCUGUUCAUCACUCUACUCCUCACCGACACCCGGGCGAGUCUUCCCCGCCUCUUGGAGCUUCUCAACGAUCCCAUAUACCCAGCCCUCGCACAACGGUUGGGCUCGGCCUUUGAUGUCACAACGCACUUCAUUGGCUAUCUGGUGAAGAGCCUCGACGAUGAGAGUCCAUCGCCAGCUGCCCUAGUGAUGCCUCCCGACUUCCUGCUAAAGAUCCGUCGGACGAUUUCGGAGGCCCUGUCCCUCGUAAUCGAGUUCCUUCGAGAUAGGUGGGAUGCGUCCGUGGCAGGUGCCUUUGGUCUACACCCCGAAGCACGCUCAAAGGAGACCGACACCUCCAUGGGAAAGAGGCUGACAAUUUCUUGGGAGUCAAAGAAGAGCAACGUUAACGAGGACCCUCUCAUCCUGGCAGCUGUCAAAGCUCUGGCGAUCUGGCUUCGCGAGGACGAUAACGACCUCUUGAGGAAAGAAGCAGCAGGACUGACGGAUUUGCUCCUCGACCUCUACAAGUCGAGCUCUCCUUCAAGCCUCGACUUCCGGUCACCAAUCCUAGUAGGUCUGGAGGGAAUACUGGUCGAAAAGGCAGGGCUGGAAGAGUUCACGACACACAACGGCUGGGACGUCCUGACCAAAGACCUCGUGGCCAUCCUGCAGUCCACGUCGAUAUCGAGCGACGAAAGCGAAGCCGCGCGCGGCAUAGAGAUCGUCCGCAUCCUUCUGCCAAUCGUGGAAGGCGAGGGGACCGGCUCGAGAGAAGAAUGGAUGGCUCUCGUGACGACGCUGGCCGCCUGGCAUGCCCCCGAGGUCAAGCAGCCCGCUCUGGUCCAAGAGGCUCAUGUCGCAGCUCUCCAGCUUACGACUGCUUUGCUCAUUGGCGCGCCGUACGGUAUGAGGCAGCGUUACGUCCACUCAAUCAGCGCCAUGCUUGGCAUAGCUACGCAGCUCGAGAAGCACGUGGGUAUCGAUGACCCGCUAAGGGAGUCUUUGGACGAUGUGCUGCAGACACUAGAUAGACUUCGCUAG
Molecule: messenger RNA, 1941 nt
Organism: Colletotrichum godetiae
Lineage: Eukaryota; Fungi; Ascomycota; Sordariomycetes; Glomerellales; Glomerellaceae
Product: Neurochondrin-domain-containing protein
Exons: 3
Coding region: 1-1941 (646 amino acids)
Source: RefSeq, a predicted model, not a curated record